Molecule: messenger RNA, 1440 nt
Organism: Pelobates fuscus (common spadefoot toad)
Lineage: Eukaryota; Metazoa; Chordata; Amphibia; Anura; Pelobatidae
Gene: MRPS31
Product: mitochondrial ribosomal protein S31
Exons: 7
Coding region: 84-1232 (382 amino acids)
Cellular component (GO): mitochondrial small ribosomal subunit
Molecular function (GO): structural constituent of ribosome
Source: RefSeq, a predicted model, not a curated record
GCAGUGAGAGGGACACCCUAGUGUUCCACCGAUUGCAGUCCCCCAUAUCAGGGUCACGCUGUGUCCUGGUGUGAGUAGCAGGGAUGUACCGGAGGAUUGCUCAGUCCCUGUGGGUAGAUGGCAUGUGGGUGACAUCUCGGGGUGUUAUAGCUGGCACUAGCACCCUGUCCACCAGCUGCAGGAAGGUUGAUCAUCCACUUAGAUGGCUGCAUGCAGGCGCUGUUCACAGAUGUGACAAACGCGAGCCUCUAUCUGAAAAAGCUGCUAAUGGUAAACAACAAGAAGAUGCGAAGGAGAAGGCUGCUGAACCAUCCCCUAAAGAGAACUUGCUUGACAUGAUUGGUGGUAUGAAAGUUGAAAUAAGUUCCAAGAGCAGAUUCCAGGCUUUGAAAGUAUCUAAAGCCAAAGCACACAACACAGAGCAGGUUGGGAAUAUGGAAACUACAAGCAGUAUGUUCCAAAGGGUUGCAGAAGAAAUUCAAGAAGAACGCAAGCCUCUAAGUCCAGACAUGGUGGCUGCAGUCUCUGCCGUUGCUUCAUCACUUCCAUUAAACAAAAAGCAAGUGGAAUCUGAACUACUUCAGCAACUACGCAAACAUGAACAAGAGACAGAUGUACAAAGAAAAGCAGAAAAUCAGCUCAGUAACAUAAUUUCCGAAAUGAAGAUCGGGAAGCGCACAAGAUCCAGAUCUGCAGCAAACGAGAUUAGAUUUGAUGAUGAUGGUCAAGGAUUCACAAAUAACCGAGGUGUCACACAAGAACUUAACAGUGUCCGGAGCAGGAGGGGACUGUAUGCUGGAAAGCGGCUGAACAUAUUUCCUGUUAUUGAGGAGGCUGAACAGCCAACUGGAACAGAAUCUUGCCUUAGUUUGUGGGAUCUUGAGCUAGCUAAUCAGAUUGCAACCACAUGUGAACAACCACCACGGAAUGGCUUUGAAGAGAUGAUUCAGUGGACAAAAGAAAGGAAACUUUGGACUUUUCCAAUUGACAAUGAAACCGGUUUUGACGAGGAGCAGAAUGUAGAAUUUCAUGAGCACAUAUUCCUGGACAAGUAUCUGGAAGACUUUCCAAAGCAGGGACCCAUUCGACAUUUCAUGGAGCUUGUGGUUUGCGGCCUUUCUAAAAACCCAUACAUUAGUGUCAAGCAGAAGAAGGAUCACAUAGAUUGGUUCCGGGAUUACUUUGAGGAGAAAAAAGACAUUCUAAGGGAGAGUGACGUUUAUGUCAACUGAACAGGAAACAUAGAGGCACUGUUAGUAUCUUGGAUUAUAACAAAUAACACCAAACUCUGGUUCAUUUUGGACACUAUUCCAGUCCACAGUGUUACCAAAAACAUACAAGGGUCUGUUCACAUGCACACAUGGAAUGACAUUGCUCACUGAUGUCCCGUGGUUACAUAAUUGAUUCGCUUUUAAAGUGGAUCUAUCACCUUGAAAAAAA